Molecule: messenger RNA, 699 nt
Organism: Arachis ipaensis
Lineage: Eukaryota; Viridiplantae; Streptophyta; Magnoliopsida; Fabales; Fabaceae
Source: RefSeq, a predicted model, not a curated record
AUGAGACUUACAGAAGGAGAUAGCUUACCUGAAAAUGAGAAAUUAAAGUUUUUUGCAAAAUGGCUAAUCAAAAUUGGAGACGGGUUGGCUAGUGAUUCAACUGACGGUGAAUCUGAGGUCAUUAUUCCUGAAGAAAUACUCAUUGAUGAUAACACCAGUGAUUUUGAAAAACUGGUAAGCUUUGUUUAUCCGGACUUAUUGCUUAAUAUCAACAAUUCUAUAUAUUUCAAGGAGCGCACAAUUCUCGCUCCAACACUUGAGGUUGUGCAUGAUGUAAACAAUACAAUGAUGGGUUAUCUUGCUAGAGAACAAAAGGUUUAUAUUAGUUCCGACUCAUUAUGCAUUGAAGAAGGAAACAUGGAAUCUGAAUUGAAUACCAUCACCACUGAUGUUUUGAACUCAAUUAAUUGUUCUGAAUUGCCUACCCACCAGUUGAAACUCAAAGUAGGUGUACCUGUUAUGCUAUUACGAAACAUUGAUCAAUCUAAGGGUUUUUGCAAUGGAACUAGAUUGCAAUUAGUUGAUAAAAGUCCAGCUAGCAACAUGGUAGUGCCAGGCCAUGCAUGUCGAGUUCAGUUUGGCGGCAGUGAUUACCAAAUCGGGCUACACGUUGCAAGAGUGACGAUGGAAGGAUUGACUUGGUCUCUUAGUUGGGCGGUGGCGGAGCCGGCAAUUGCGCUUGAAGAUGCGUGGCGAUGA